Messenger RNA from Blepharisma stoltei, 1811 nucleotides. The record is from the annotation of a GenBank genome assembly. Lineage: Eukaryota; Ciliophora; Heterotrichea; Heterotrichida; Blepharismidae.
AUGGAAACAGUGAGGUUUGUGAGCAUAAUAUGACUAUGCUUAGAAGCAUUGAUUUACAUUCCAGUAGGAAUUCUACUGAUGUUCAGGUCAUCAAAAGUGCCUAUCAAGAAUAUGAGUCCGUGCUUAGUUCACUUGUCACAUUGGGGAAACUAUAUAGAAACUAAUGUUUACCUUUUUGCUCUUUACUUUAGUCAUGACUGCCAUCCUGAUAAUGAUGAAAGCUAUUUGCAAUAUAUUUAUCAAACGCUAUCAGUUCUUUCUAGAUAUUGCUUAUUCUUAAGCUAUGUUUUAAGAGGAUAUAGAGUUUACUUUAUUUUUCACUUACUCCCUCCCCCAUCCUUGAUCGAACGCUCGCCAUCGUUCGAUCAAGGAUGGGUGUUAAAAAAUUUUUUUGGGAAAAAAUUUUAUAUAUAAAAUAAAAAAUUUAUUGUUUUUUUUAAUAUAUUUUUAAAUAGAGAGGGUUAAAUGUAUUUAAUCUUUAUUUUUACAGCAAAAAAUUGAAUUAAUUUCAUAAGAAUACCAAUUUUUAAUAUUUUGAUUUUUUGGUUACCACUUUAAAUUUUAUAAAUUUUUAUUUAUUUCUUUAUAGAAUUAAAAAUUUUUAAAUUUUUAAAGAAUCUCUAUUUUUUAGAUUAUUGAGUUUUUAAGCCCAUGUUGAUGACUAAAGCACUUCGAAUAAUUGAUUCCGUAGCUUUCUGUCGUCUCAAAGCCUCUUAAAACAGCUUCAUUAGGCACAUUUCCCAAGCUUUUGAUAGCUAAUAUAUUUUUAUAUAUAUAAAAAUUGUCAUGAUAUGAAAAUAGUUCGAUCAAGGAUGGGGGUUAAUUUCCCCCAAUUUUUAGGAAUUUUUACAGCCAAUCGUUCUAUCAAGGAUGGGGGGGAGUUAGAUAAAAACUGAGACAAAAAUGACAGCAAAGACCAACAUUUCAGAAACAAUAUACACAGAACGCACCAAGAAUGGCUGCUUAAGGUAUUUUGCUAUUUAAUGCUCCCAUUCAUCGUAAUUGCACUUUUAAACCUUGUUCCUCAGAUUCACGAAUAUUACCCAUCAAGCUACUGCAACGCCCGAGGGCAAGAUAUCGAUCUCUACACUUUAAUGGCUUAUGUAAUUACCUCAUUUUUCGAAGAACUUAUUUUUAUUUUCCUCGUUUACUUUUUACGAAAUGUAAAUGACGAUUUCCAAAUGCAAAAAGAACUGACUUUUGUCUGCUUUCUUUGGUUUGUCGGUGGAUUUUUCACAAUAAAUUCAUUAGAUACAAAAUAUACUGUUUAUAUAAAAAAUGCUUGGAGAUGGGCUUUCUUAAUUCGAGACAAUGUCGCAAUGAUAGCAACUUCACUUUUCCCAUUAUUCAGGACUUUUCAUAAGGAAGACUUCUCAGAAAGCUUGACAAUAGAAAUGCUACAGUCGCUCGAUUUAAUUUUAAGGUGCAGAGUGACUUUAGACGCUUUUGAGCAAGCAAUAACAGAAUAUCCAGAUGAUGACAAAGGGCCUGAGUUUAUUCAUUUGUGGCUGAAAUGCGAAUAUUAUAAUCAUAUUCCUUCAGAUGAGACAGAAAAGGAAAUCAAAAAGCAGGCAAUGGAGCUAAAUAUCCCUGACAGGGAAUCGGUUAGAGUGAUCCAGGCCCAUACUUACAGCACUUUGCUGAACCAGUAUUAUCCGAUGUUUAUAAAUUCGCAUAUGUUUACAUAUUUAGAACAGUCAAUAACAAGACAACAAAUUUAUCAGAACAGAAUUAUGGCAACUGACAAGAUGAUAAAUAGCAGAAGGAUUGAGAGCGAAAUGCAAGAUACCAUAAGUCAGCUGCACAGUUAG